Molecule: messenger RNA, 4166 nt
Organism: Annulohypoxylon maeteangense
Lineage: Eukaryota; Fungi; Ascomycota; Sordariomycetes; Xylariales; Hypoxylaceae
Product: potassium/sodium eff
Exons: 5
Coding region: 663-3953 (1096 amino acids)
Biological process (GO): calcium ion transmembrane transport; intracellular calcium ion homeostasis
Cellular component (GO): plasma membrane
Molecular function (GO): ATP binding; P-type calcium transporter activity; ATP hydrolysis activity
Source: RefSeq, a predicted model, not a curated record
CACCAUUCAACUCAAUCGUGGGUUCUUGAGUCUUUGAAAAAUGGUCUUAUAUCUUAAGCCAAGUCUUGGUCUUGACAGGCCAAGGCUUAGAUGGCCUUGGGGCCAAGCUUUGUUACAAGCACAUUCUAGGAAACCCCUCGGUUAUCUCUUGUCUAGGAGCCUCAUCCGUGUUCUAUGCUAUGAUCUAUAGCCAGUUCUGACGUUUGCAUGUCUUGGGACCAAGCUUAUACCAAUUAUCUUUGCCCACCUCGACCAAUAGCAGAUACUCGCUUGCUCGAAUAUGGGACUAAACAUCAUUCAAUGUGACUUAUCAUCUUCACGAACAUACUAAAGAACCAUCAUGGUGGUGAUAAGUGUUGUUAGUUCACUUGGCGCCUACGAUAGGAUGCAGGAGAAUUUGCAUCGUCGGUGGCGUGUACCCCUCAACUGGAUGGAUUUCUUACACUCGUCCGAAGUUAUAAAGAGACCUAUACCCCAGGUUUGGAUGAAGUCUAGAAGAUAUGAAUUCUAGUAUAAUAUCUUCUAGAAGACAAUUGAAUCAAGCCAAUAGUCUCUUUAAGUUGAUAAGUUAUAGCAUAUAAAUCCACACUUGCUUAACAUAUCACCCAUGAAGACUCUGCCUUCUAUCCGAGGAUACUCGUGUAAGCUCCGACUCUACUCCGAUGGCUGGCGAAUUUGAACGUCAUCCAUUUCUUUUAACUGCCCAAGAUGUCGAAAAGGCACUUGAUACCGACCUUGAAAGAGGCUUGUCCUCUGCAAAGGUCACGCAGUUGCAAGAGAUCCAUCCCCCUAAUGAACUAGACGUUGGUGGAGCCAUUCCUUGGUACAAAAUAUUUCUUAAGCAGUUGUUCAAUGCUAUGAUCUUGGUCCUAUUUUUUGCCAUGGCAUUGAGCUUCAUUGUAAACGAUUGGGUAGAAGGAGGGGUCCUCCUUGCUGUCAUCGUACUAAACGUUUCAAUUGGGUUCUACCAGGAGUAUGGCGCAGAGAAGAAGAUGGAUGCUCUCCGAGCUCUUUCCGCUCCUAGCGCCAUGGUUCUCCGUGAUGGUAGGACUCAAGUCAUCCCUAAUGCUGAAGUCGUUCCUGGUGACAUCGUCAUUCUGAAAAUGGGUGACACGGUUCCCGCCGAUGUCCGUCUUUUCGAGGCCAUGAAUCUCGCUGCUGAUGAACAAUCCCUUACUGGUGAAUCUGUUCCUGUCGAAAAGAUAGUCGAACACUUAGAUGAUGAGGAACUCGGAAUUGGCGACCGAAUCAAUAUCGCUUACGGAACGACUACUAUCCGGAAAGGUCGUGGCCGGGGCAUUGUUAUUGCUACUGGUAUGCAGACCGAAGUCGGUAAGAUUGCUGCUUCGACUGCGAAGAAGCACCAUAAGGCUGGUCGUUCUAUGAAUUAUAAGAAAUACGGAAAGCGACAGCCAAUUAUUGGUCUGGCUAGGCGUAUAUAUGAUUUCGUUGGUAAAUUUCUUGGGCUGACUGAAGGGACACCCCUUCAGAUUAAGCUGUCAAAAUUAGCUUACAUGCUUUUCGGCUCUGCCCUUUUACUUGCUGUCAUUGUCUUCGCUGUCAACGAAUUUCAUGUUCCUAAGGAAGUUGUCAUUUAUGCUAUUAGCACUGGUAUUGCCAUCAUACCCGAGUCUCUCGUUGCAGUCUUGACCAUAACCAUGGUCGUUGCCGUGACCGUCAUGCGCAAAGCCAAUGUCGUCGUCAGAGAUCUGUCAGCUUUGGAAGCGCUUGGCGGUGUCACCAACAUUUGCUCCGACAAAACUGGUACUUUGACUCAAGGAGCCAUGAUUGUUCGAAAAGUAUGGAUUCCGUCCAACACAAUCUAUACUGUCAAAGACUCAAAACAUCCCAGCGACCCGACCGAAGGUGUCGUUACGUUUUCGGAGGUUGACGAUCAGAACCCAGAGACUCAAAAACGGGACUUUGAUCAGGAGCGUAGUGCGGCGGUCCUCAAGUUUGAUGUGCCUGACGAAAAGCUCAAUCCCUCUAAACCUAAAAGGGAAAAUGAGAAAGUAGCCACUAUGAAUCCUGAACUACAAGAUUUUCUCCUCUCUGCAGCGCUGUGUAACUUGGCUACUGUAAGGCACGAGCCAGAACCCAAGGAUGGCCAGCCCGAAUGGCAAGUUACCGGCGAGCCGACGGAAAUCGCUUUACAAGUAUUCGCCCACCGUUUCCAGAAGGGCAAGAAAGUAAAAGAAGCAGAGGGCUGGAAGCAAGUUGCCGAAUUCCCUUUUGAUAGUGGUAUCAAGCGCAUGUCGGUGAUAUACAAUGGCCCGAACAUGGAACAUAGCAUAGUGUUUACUAAGGGAGCCGUCGAACGAGUGCUUGAUCUCUGCUCUACUGUUGGUACUGGAAGCUCCCAGGAACCUAUGACCGAGGAAUAUAAGGAACGAAUCUUGGAACAAAUGGAUACGUUUGCCAGCCAGGGCCAGCGUGUACUCGCAAUCGCGUCGCGACCUUGGGAAGGGAAGUAUCAAGAGAAGAGCUCGCCUGAAAAUCACGAGGGCGAUGAUGCUCUUCGCCAGCGCGUUGAGAGCGGCUUGACACUCCUAGGUCUAGCAGGGAUCUAUGAUCCCCCACGAAAGGAGACCACACCGGCUAUUGCAGAAUGCUCUUCUGCUGGAAUUAGGGUGCACAUGCUAACAGGCGACCACCCAGCGACGGCUGAGGCAAUUGCCAAGGAAGUAGGCAUUAUCCCCCGGAACCUCAGCAUCCUUGGUCAUGAUGUCGCCAAUGCAAUCGUGCAGAAGGCAAGCGACUUCGAUAAGCUUUCUGACGCAGAGAUCGAUGCCUUACCCGAGCUACCGCUUGUACUUGCCCGUUGCGCCCCGGAUACUAAGACACGUAUGAUCGAAGCUCUCCGCCGUCGAUCCGCCUACAUGGCCAUGACCGGCGACGGAGUCAACGACGCUCCAUCUCUAUCCCGCGCCGACGUCGGCAUUGCAAUGGGUUCCGGGUCCGACGUAGCUAAAUCGGCAGCCAAGAUCGUGCUCACAGACGACAAAUUCAACUCCAUUGUCGCCGCGAUCCGCGAAGGCCGACGCAUGUUCGACAACAUCCAAAAGUUCAUCCUGCACCUGCUCACCUCGAACGUAGGCGAAGUGAUCCUGCUGAUCUGCGGUCUCGGAUUCCAGGACCAAUCUGGAUUCUCCGUCUUCCCGAUCUCUCCACUCGAGAUCCUCUGGAUCAACAUGCUGACCUCGUCAUUCCCGGCCUUCGGCCUCGGCCGCGAGCAGGCCUCCCGCGACGUCAUGCGUAAGCCACCCCACGACCGGCGGCGCGGCGUCUUCACGAACCAGAUCCUUAUCGACAUGCUCGUCUACGGGCUGCUAAUGGGCAUCCUGUCGCUCAUGACCUUCGUCAUCAUCAUCUACGGCGCGAACGACGGACAGCUCGGCGUCGACUGCAACCGCGCAUUCACGCCUGGAUGUGAGCCCGUGUUUCGCGCUCGGGCUACCGUGUUCGCCGAACUGACGUGGUUGAUCCUGAUCAGUGCCUGGGAGUUCAAGGAUAUCCGCCGGUCUAUGUUCCGACUCAACCCGGAUGACGACUCUAAAUUCCCGCUAUUCAAGGACGUGUACGAGAACAGAUUCCUCUUCUGGGCCGUGGUGCUCGGUGCCGCUAGCGUUUUCCCCGUCGUCUACAUCCCCGUAGUUAAUACCAAUGUCUUCAAGCACAUAGACAUCACUUGGGAGUGGAGUUUAGCUGUUGCUGCAACUCUCAUAUACGUUGCUGGUGUGGAGCUUUGGAAAUUGAUUAAGCGACAGUUCAGACUUCUCGAGGACGCUGCGGUGGUGAGGGAUGCGUUCUCCCAGGGCAGCGAAGAGGGCGGUCGCAAGUUCCACCAUACCAUUAGUUUUAGCAGUCUGAAGAGCUGGCGGAGUAUUGGGAAAAGCCAUACCGGCGACACGCACGCCAGCACGAGGGAGAAGAAGGAUGGGAGCCCCGUAUAAAUGUGCCCGGGUUAGAUGCUAGAGAUGUUUUUGAAGCUCCAGGGCUGGCUAGCUUGAGAGGACUGGUGUCCUUGGCUUUUAUGUACUUACGACCUCCGCAACUCCGUAGAUUUUCGUGUUACCUUGACGUAGAAAUGAGUUUUAGACAUACAUGUAGCGCAUCAAAUUGAAUAUCCUUCAUGAGGUAUUUCAAUAGGAUUGGAUUAUUUCUCG